GCGAGCUCAGAAAAAAGAAAAAAGAAACAUCUUCUUCUUCUGGCUCGUUUUGAUUGGAGUAGUAAGGACUGUUCUGAGUAUUCUGACUUUGUGAAUUGUGACUUCCUUCCUCCUCCAGGGUCCAGGCCAGCCAGCCAGCAGCAGGCGCAUCACUUGUCAUUCAUUACACCUUUCCCCCUCUCCCUCUAAAUUAGCCCCAGGGUUUCUCACUUCGUCUUUCAUCCAACUCCAGCCAGCCUCGGAUUGACUUCAGUUUGAACUGCAGAAGAAGAUUCAACUUGUUGUGCUUUUUCCUUAUUAUAUCACGAGUUCGGACUUCAUCCGUGAUGAAUCUUUACCCUGUCCCUGUCUCUGCUCGUAUCAGCUUGAUUUGAUCUGAAGUAUUCAACUAAGGUUAUAAAAAUGGCGAUGGUUAUGCACCACCAGCAGUACAGAGAGAAUAACACCGCCACCAUCAACAACCUUUUGGAUGCUGGAAAAUAUGUUCGCUAUACCGCUGAGCAAGUCGAAGCUUUGGAGCGGGUAUAUGCAGAAUGUCCCAAACCUACUUCUUUACGCAGGCAACAGCUGAUCCGGGACUGUCCAAUUUUAGCUAAUAUCGAGACCAAGCAGAUCAAAGUCUGGUUUCAGAAUCGUAGGUGCAGGGAGAAGCAACGGAAUGAGUCUUCACAGCUUCAAACUGUCAACAGAAAGUUAUCUGCGAUGAACAAGUUGUUGAUGGAGGAAAAUGAUCGGUUGCAGAAACAGGUCUCGCAGUUGGUAUGCGAGAAUGGAUUCAUGAGAAAACAAUUGCAAGGCGCAUCUGCAGCAACUGCUGAUGGAAGCUGUGAAUCUAUCGUUACCACUCCUCGGCAUUCCUUAAAAGAUGCUAAUAAUCCUGCUGGACUGUUGUCGAUUGCGGAAGAAACGCUGGCAGAGUUCCUUUCUAAGGCGACCGGAACUGCUGUUGAUUGGGUCCAGAUGCCUGGGAUGAAGCCUGGUCCGGAUUCUGUUGGGAUCUUUGCUAUUUCACAGAGUUGCAGUGGAGUGGCCGCUAGAGCCUGUGGCUUAGUUAGUUUAGACCCCACGAAGAUAGUUGAAAUACUGAAAGAUCGCCCAUCUUGGUUCCGAGACUGUCGGAGCCUUGAAGUUUUCACGAUGUUUCCUGCUGGGAAUGGGGGCACAAUAGAGCUGGUCUACUGCCAGACGUAUGCUCCAACUACCCUUGCCCCUGCUCGGGAUUUUUGGACUCUAAGAUACACUGCAAGUUUGGACAAUGGAAGUCUUGUGGUUUGUGAGAGGUCCCUCACUGGUUCUGGUGCUGGGCCACAUCCAACUUCUGCGUCACAAUUUGUUAGAGGAGAAAUGCUUCCAAGUGGCUAUUUGAUUCGGCCUUGUGAGGGUGGAGGUUCAAUUAUCCAUAUAGUAGACCACCUUAACCUUGAGGCUUGGAGUGUGCCAGAGGUAUUGAGGCCACUUUAUCAAUCUUCAAAAGUAGUUGCCCAUAAAAUGACUAUUGCGGCACUGCGUUAUAUUAAGCAAAUAGCUCAGGAGACAAGUGGUGAGGUGGUAUAUGGGCUUGGGAGGCAACCAGCUGUUCUGCGAACAUUUAGCCAGAGAUUGAGCAGGGGCUUCCAAGAUGCUGUCAAUGGAUUCAAUGAUGAUGGUUGGUCGCUAAUGAGCUGUGAUGGCAAUGAAGAUGUCAUAGUUUCCAUUAAUUCAACAAAAAGCUUGGGUGCUUUAUCCUCUCAUUCUAAUUCUCCAUCUUUACUUGGAGGCGUACUAUGCGCUAAGGCAUCAAUGCUACUGCAAAAUGUCCCACCUGCAGUGCUGGUUAGAUUCCUUAGAGAGCACCGUUCAGAAUGGGCGGAUUUCAAUAUUGAUGCUUAUUCUGCUGCUGCAUUGAAAACCAGCGCAUACAUGUAUCCAGGCAUGAGGCCUACAAAAUUUACAGGAGGUCAAGUUAUCAUGCCACUCGGUCAUACAAUUGAACAUCAAGAGAUGCUUGAAGUCGUAAGACUUGAAGGACACCCUUUAUCUCAAGAGGAUCCUUUCACAUCGAGGGACAUUCAUUUGCUCCAGAUAUGUAGUGGAAUGGAUGAGAACGCUGUGGGAGCAUGCUCUGAACUGGUGUUCGCUCCAAUUGAUGAAAUGUUCGCAGAUGAUUCCCCGCUUCUUCCAUCUGGCUUUCGAAUCAUUCCAUUGCAUUCAAAACCAUCAAAUACACAGGAUACUUUGACAACAAACCAGACAACAUUGGAUCUAACAUCCAGCCUUGAAGUAGGCCAAACAACAAAUGGUCAUAACUCUCCAGACGCAUCGUCGAACCAAAACAUGCGAUCAGUAUUGACCAUAGCCUUUCAGUUCCCCUUUGAGAACAAUAUGGAGGAUAACAUCGCUGCAAUGGCUCGUCAAUAUGUCCGCACUGUAAUUUCCUCAGUCCAGAGAGUUGCUAUGGCUAUAUCUCCAUCUGGUUUGAGUCCCACCAUUGGACCAAAGCUAUCUACAGACUCUCCAGAAGCUUUAACUCUAUCUCACUGGAUCUCCCAGAGUUAUAGUUACCAUAUCGGAAACCAAUUGCUGAGUUCUGAUCCUGUCAGUGGUGACUCAGUCUUGAAGCAACUGUGGCAGCACCAGGAUGCCAUACUAUGCUGCUCAACAAAGUCGCUUCCGGCUUUAAUAUUCGCAAACCAAGCAGGACUUGACAUGCUAGAGACGACUCUAGUGGCAUUACAAGACUUAACAUUGGACAAGAUAUUCGAUGAUUCUGGACGCAAAGCACUAUUAUCAGAGUUCUCUAAAAUUAUGCAGCAGGGAUUUGCAUACUUACCGGCUGGAAUUUGCAUGUCAGCAAUGGGACGCCACAUUUCAUAUGAACAGGCGAUAGCAUGGAAAGUCCUUGCUGCCGAAGAGAACAGCGUGCAUUGUCUUGCAUUCUCCUUUGUUAACUGGUCAUUUGUAUGAGUGACGAUCCUUACAAUUCAUUAUUAGUAGUCCAAAUGUGUCCUGCCAAGAGAAGAG
This is a messenger RNA of Impatiens glandulifera, 3000 nucleotides long. Its product is annotated as homeobox-leucine zipper protein REVOLUTA-like. Gene Ontology annotation, molecular function: lipid binding; DNA-binding transcription factor activity; DNA binding. The record is from RefSeq and is a predicted model, not a curated record. Bases 403 to 2943 code for a protein of 846 amino acids. Lineage: Eukaryota; Viridiplantae; Streptophyta; Magnoliopsida; Ericales; Balsaminaceae. The transcript has 19 exons.